Messenger RNA from Mixia osmundae IAM 14324, 1148 nucleotides. RefSeq lists its product as uncharacterized. The transcript is spliced from 7 exons. The record is from RefSeq and is a predicted model, not a curated record. The coding region runs from base 40 to 981 and encodes 313 amino acids. Lineage: Eukaryota; Fungi; Basidiomycota; Mixiomycetes; Mixiales; Mixiaceae.
UCACAGCCAAGCGCCAACACUGACGCCUUGCUCGUCAGCAUGGAGACCGUUCUAGGCCGCACGGUCGAGCUUGAUCCAGCCUCGCCUGCGCUAGUGCGGCUGCAGAUCAUCACGCCGCUCUCCAUCUUGCUCAGCUUGGGCGCUAACCUCGUCUGCGCGCUCGCCAUCAAACCUGGUCUCGGGCAAAUCAGUGAUGACUACUUGACGAUAUUGACGCCAAGAAAGAGCCUCAUUGGGAUCUACUGGCUCGUCCUCUACGUCCUGCAGAUCGGCUAUGCGGUCCUGCUGGCAGUCGUACGGAAGCCAGAGACAAGAGCACUCAUCAUCAACGGACUAGGCAUCCGAUUUGUUCUCGCCAAUUUUGUUUUUGCGUUAUGGGCAGUCUUCUGGACGCUACGCAUCUUCCUAGCAUCCGAGAUCUGUCUGCUCGUCUGCGGCGUUCUGCUGCUAUCAAUCUGGCUUACCUUGCUGCGAUGGAACACGACCAUAUCGAAGCGACCGCUCGAUUAUAUCCUCAUCAACAUGCCAGUCGUCAUGUUCCUCCUCGUCCUCUGGAACGUCGACAUCUGGCAGAACGGUCUGCUCGCGUUCCACUGGUUCAAAUACGUGGGCAGCGAUCCUAACGAAGGCCCCGGCAAAUGGGAGAAGGAACGUGGCAAGCAUGCAUGGAUCAUCUUUGGCAUCGUGACCGCAGUCGGCCUGAUCAACUCCUUCAUCGUCUUUAUCGGACGCGAUCUCGUCUGGGCCCUCGCGAGUAUCUAUCUCUACAUCGCUCUGUUGCUCAAGGAACCCAAACCACCUCAAGUCGUCAUCUCAUUGAUCCUCGUCUCGGCAUUGCAACUCAUCGCAUUCGUCGCAAGCGCGCUGUGGUACCGCUACAAGGCCAAGCAAGACGAGGGCCGCAUCUUACUGCCUGCCGAUGAUCUGGUCGAAGACGAUGCAGCGCGCGCUGGCUUUGUCUCGAACCUCGAAGAGGACUAACGAAUGGCUAUUGUAUUUCGCAUGCACUCAUACCACAUCAAGACAGCACGCGUAGAGGAUUGCAAUACUGUACAGGGCUCCUCAGGCAGGCGAGACCGUGGCAUAGGGCGCCGCGGUGAUUUUGCAGCUCCCGUUGCCUACGAGCAUCGUGAUGCCCAUCUUAUUAC